GUCAAAAUCGUUUACGUUUGACAUUUUCAUAGUCAUCGCGUCCCGCAGGAAAAAAAUUAAUUUCUAUUUUCUCAACGAGCUUACUGUAGAAAUAUUACUAAAUAACCAUGUUUAGAAACCAGUAUGACAGUGACGUCACAGUGUGGAGCCCCCAGGGCCGGCUCCACCAGGUCGAGUACGCCAUGGAAGCGGUGAAGCUGGGCUCCGCGACCAUCGGCUUGAAGAACAAACAGUUUGCGGUGCUGAUCGCACUGAAACGGGCGGUCAGUGAGCUGUCCGCGUACCAGAAGAAGAUUAUUCCUAUUGAUGAUCAUAUUGGCAUUUCCAUUUCUGGGCUGACCGCUGAUGCAAGGAUGUUGAGUCGUUUCAUGCGCACUGAGUGCCUGAACCACAAGUACGCUCACGAUGCUCCGAUGCCCGUUGGUCGCUUGAUCGGCCUAGUUGGUAACAAGAUGCAGAUUUGCACCCAGAGAUAUGACAAGAGGCCCCUUGGCGUGGGAUUGCUUGUCGCAGGUUACGAUGAUCAAGGCCCUCACAUCUACCAGACGUGCCCAUCAGCCAACUACUUCGACUGCCGGGCCAUGGCCAUCGGUGCCCGCUCCCAGUCUGCCCGGACCUACCUAGAGAAGCAUCUCGCUUCGUUCCAAGACUGCGACCUGCAGGAGCUGGUCGCUCACGGUCUGAGGGCCUUGAGGGAUACACUGCCAAAUGAAGUUGAUUUGAAUAACAAGAACGUGUCAAUCGCGAUCGUGGGCCCCAAGACCCCGCUACGCAUAGCCGACGAAGCUGAACUAGGGCGGUUCUUAGCUCUGGUGGAGGGUGAGGAGCGGCGUGGGGGCGGCAGCGCCACCGGGGACGCGGCCGCGCCCGACCAGGCGCCGGGGGACGAGCGGGACCCGCGGGACCCGCGGGACCCGCAGGUCGCGGUGGCGAUGGACACGGAGUAACCGGUGAGCGUCUCCAAGCCCCGAAUUCCGAAGACACCUCGGAAGACCAGCAACGGUCAUCAGGAAUGACGUCAUGGUGUUUCGCGGAGCGGGUGUUUUUACCUUUCUUUUCGUUUCACGGCAAAGAACCGCCUUGGCCAGUGUUUAGGUUGUUAAUAGGUGCUGUAUGAGUGUAGGUACUAGCUCUUUCCCGCGGCUUUGCCCGCAAUUUCAGCCUGUCACACAAAGUCUAUUCUGCGCGAAUCCCCCUUCCAAAACUCCCAUACUAUCCUUUGUUAUUUCUAACUAUCUAAACCAAAUUUCAUAAAAAUCGAUUGACCAAGUGUGAAAGAUUCUAAAAUCCAUCCAUCCUAACAAACUUUCACAUUUUAUCAAAUUAGGAUUAAAUAUCCAGAUUAUCAAAUGUGUGAUUGUGAAAUGUUAACUUUUUCAGAAAGGCCCGUGUAUGCCGUAGCUUGAGCCUUUAUUUUAUUAAGCUCCAUCUAGCGCUAAAUAAAAGAACUAUUUUGUCUAUAGACCAGUGUUAAUGAUGAUAUCUCUUUCACACUGUUAACUUUUUCGUUUCAUGAUCUUUUGAGUGUAGAUCCAUUCUUAAAUGUAGUUUAAACUAGCUAACCCUGCGAACUCUGUACCGUUUUGGAUAGUCCUAUGUUAAUCCACGGUGUGCUCUCCUCGUACCAAAUUUCAUCAAAAUCGGUCCAGCCGUUCUCGUGUUGUAAGUUGAACAAACCCGGCUAUGUUUUUAAAUUAAGAAAUUACGGAACAUAAAUGUGUAAAAAGUUUCGUAAAAUAAUCAGUAUUUAUUGAAAUUAUUAAUAUACUUUGUAUAGCAGCAGAAUAAUCUACGCACUGGCCAAGGCAGAAAAAAGGUGUAAUCAGCAUUUUUAUUAUUUUCAGUAUAAUUUUAUCUUCAAUAAAACAAGGUGUUUCUUUAUAA
Molecule: messenger RNA, 1884 nt
Organism: Ostrinia nubilalis (European corn borer)
Lineage: Eukaryota; Metazoa; Arthropoda; Insecta; Lepidoptera; Crambidae
Gene: Prosalpha6
Product: proteasome subunit alpha type-1
Exons: 6
Coding region: 108-947 (279 amino acids)
Biological process (GO): ubiquitin-dependent protein catabolic process; proteasomal protein catabolic process
Cellular component (GO): proteasome core complex; nucleus; proteasome core complex, alpha-subunit complex
Source: RefSeq, a predicted model, not a curated record